GGAUCGUGGGAUGCCGCUGGCCAUGAAAGCUCUAGAUUUGGCGUCAUCAUCGCUACCCAGCAAAGAUCCCAAAUUGGGAUGGUGUUUUAACGAAGCUGCUGAAUGUCAUCAUCAGUCACGAUCGUUCGAUAAAGCUCUUGGAUUGUAUGAAAGUGCGGCAGAUAUUUUCCGUCAUCAUCUGCCUAAAGAGUCUAUUUCACUAUCUACCGUAAAUCAUCAUCUCGCCUUGCUGUAUAAUGAUAUUGAACAAAAUGACAAAGCGGUGGAACUCAUGACAGAAAGUAUAAAAAUCAGCAAACAAAACCUACCUGAAAACCAUCACGAAAUUGCUGAAUCUCUGGUUACGCUUGGCGGCAUUCUGUUUUACAAGAAUGAUUUCGAUGAGGCCGUUGUGCAUCUUGAGUCAGGUCUCUCUAUUUUACGAGAAGAACUACCGAGUAGUCCGUUCACAGCCACUGGUCUGUAUUAUCUUGCAUUCAUUGAGAUGGAACGAAAUCAAUUGGUAGAGGCACAGCGACACGCCACUCAGUGUUUGCGCUUGCGCCAAGAAAUUUUCCUGAAAGAUGACAACGCAAUUAUUUGUGCACAAGAGUUGGUUCAUGAAAUCGAACAUACACUAGCGACAUUAUGAGUGGUUGCAAACAAAAAGAAAUAACGUCAAUAAUAUAAUGGAUACAACCAUGCUGAACAUGAUAUUUUAGAGUUUAUUGUGGUUUAGCAAAAUAAUUUAGUUAACUUAAUAAUUAGCUUGCCGUUAAUUAUCAUCAUCCAAGCUUGUUGUCUAUUCGUCAAUGCGCCAUACGCUACAUCCUUGUGUAGCGAUUACUUAUUAACUUCAUAGUUGCUUUCGCUCUACUUUUAAGACAGCAACAUUUAUCACGUUGUUUUUAUUGAAUAUA
Corticium candelabrum is the source of this 899-nucleotide messenger RNA. Its product is annotated as nephrocystin-3-like. The record is from RefSeq and is a predicted model, not a curated record. NCBI's taxonomy places the organism in Eukaryota, Metazoa, Porifera, Homoscleromorpha, Homosclerophorida, Plakinidae. The coding region runs from base 11 to 631 and encodes 206 amino acids. Gene Ontology annotation, molecular function: protein binding. The transcript is spliced from 6 exons.